AACGUCCUAGACAAGUGACGUCAUUUCUAAGAACUGCAUGUAUUCGCCGUCGAGCGACCGUCGAGCCUUUUUAUUUAGUGAGCUUGUUGUCGGAACCCCAGAGAGAAUGUAAGAAGUACCGCUUAAAGUUGUAAUUUAAUGGAUUCUGAUAAGAGCGAUUGCUUGGAGAAGGAGGACAAAGAAGAGUCACAACAUGCUCCUAAGUCAGGAAAAAAGAAGAAAAAGAAAAAGAAGAAAAAAUCAACAACUUCAUUUGAGGAAUCGACAUUAGGCAAUUCAGAAUCAGACCCAGCAAGUCAACGAUGCACUGAAAAUGUUCUGUCUUGCUGUCAAAUCACUCCUGAAGAAAAAUCAGAGUUGAAUGUUUCGCAUUCUGAUGAAAACAGCUCUUUACUUCCUUCAAAGAGCGAAGAAACGCCAACUAAAGAGAUCAAAAAUGCGUUCGAGCGCGUCACUAGCACUGACAGCCAAGACAAAUCAAAUCCAACGAGAGAAACGCUCACUAAGGACAAAAGAAAGAAGAGAAACAAAAAGAGCAAUCCCGAAGCUAAAGAGGUCAGACAGGUUUUAUUAGCAGAGAAAUAUUCCGAGUCUAAAGUUCCAGAAGAAGGAGAAAGGGUAAAAAGUUGGGAAGAAUCAUGUAGCGCUGCCAAGAAACCUCCCGAAAAAAGUUCUAGUUCUCCAGCUUCUGAUCGCAAAAAAAAGAGGAAGAAGAAAGCUGGCUUUCUUCUAUCAGAUGUGGAUUUAACUGAGCCGCAAAAUGAUUCAGAUAAAGAGAAAAAAGAUUUGGCCAAAUCGUCAUCAGAAAAGGACGCGAAAAAGCUUCGUGACUCAGUUGAGCGUGAAAGCGACUUCAAAACCUUUAACAAGGACACAUCAUUGCUACAGACAGAAAUCAAAGAAAAGAAUAACCUGUCCAAAAUUCUUAUCGUUGUCAAUGGUCUUGGAUUGGACACACUUCGUAAGUUAUUCAUGGAGAUCCACCCUACUUGGUCUAACAAGCCUGAUGAUGCUAAAAACCUGGAAAGGGGCAAAAUGAAGUUAAAACACCAUGAGCUUGCCAGGUUUAACACUGGAAACAUUUACGACUGGGAUGUUUCUCUGAUGACAACAGUACUGCUCUACUCCAAGGAGUGUGCUAAGGAAAUCCGCCUGAAACCAGGGUAUGAAAAUGCCAUCCGAACCAUCAAAGACCAGAAAAACCAACUGAUUAGUCAUGUGAGAUCAGAACGAAUGACAGAUGAUGACUUCAAUGCAGCUUGGAAAAAAGUUCAAACAAGUCUGAUAACGCUAAAGGCAAAUGCUAAGCACAUUGAAGAAAUCUUUGAAGAUGACGUCUUGGAAAGUGCCAAGUAUUAUCGUGACAUGUUUUUACAAGAACUGGCUACUAAUGGGGCCGUUCAGUCAGAGGUGAGAAGUGUUUAUACAACCGUACAAGAACUGCGUACAGAAAUGCAGGAUAUCCCUGCUAAGGUAGCUGAAGAAGUGCAGAAGGGCUUGCUUUACAGUCAAUCACUUGCAAACUCAAAUCCGUCGCAUCGCUUACAAGAUGCAAGUGAUCCAAAAUGGGAUGAGUGGAUCCGUUUCCGAGACUUUGUGCGAGAUUUUGACCAUCAUAAAAACAAUUAUAUCCUUCUAACUGAUGCUAUGUCUCCCGAGAAUCUGAAGUAUUUUUCAGUACUUAUAAGUGUUCCUUGGAAGAUUGUCCUUGAUUUCAACCCUUCUUCAGAAGAAAAAGGCAUGUACAAAGACUUUGUUAAAAGAGAAGGCAAGAGCAGCUUAAUAGAUAUGAUUACACCUGAAGAAAUGCAACGUCAACAUGCUUCUACAAUCAACCUUGCCAGGCAUAUUGAUCCACGCAAGACCCAGUGGAUGUUUGUUCGUGAGAGAGAGAAAGAUAACCUUGCCAACGGUGGUGCUCGAUCCUUUGACGAAUGGAAAAUCGUCUCCGUCAAACAGCUUUACAGGUUUUUAAGCUGUUGCUCCGAGCCUGAAAAAAUGGACAAACACAAACCUCUAAUUUGCGUCAUUUUGCCAUUUCGUCAAGAAACCCGACCUUUCAUCAAAGUGACUGCGAAGAAACUCGUAGAGAAUUUCAAUGAAUUUCGUCUCCAUUUUGUUGGUGUGAAUCAUGAUAACAUAGGCGACCUCCGCACAAGAUUUGGCAUACAACUCACUGAUCUAAGCCCUGAACUGGUUUGCAGAGGAUUGAAAAACUUGUUUCAGGUCUCUUCUGGCAAUGAAUACCGUAUGCCAAGCUUUCAAACACAGUUGCCAGCAACGUUUACUCAUAAUCAGUUUCUUUUUCUCCAAGAAUACCUUGAUGUCCUGUACAAUGGAUGUGAAGACUUCCCAGCUCAAGACGUAGGAGAACAAUUUGAUAAAUUCUUAAACGAGCAUAGAGAGUCUUUCCUGUCCGGAAAUUGGAUUUCCUUUGUGAGCCUAAAGUACAAGCACGACGCUCAAAGAGAACUUGGGGAAGAAGUUCGAACUCAUAUCCAGCGUCUUCUAGAUCAAGAACCAACCCACUCCACAAUUGUUGAAAUUCAUCACCUUCCUGGCACGGGUGGAAGUACCAUUGCUCGACGAGUGUUAUGGGAUCUACACAAAAACUUCCCUUGUGCCAUUGCAAAGCUAGAAGAUUACAAGUAUGACAUCGAUGACGACAUUCAUUUUAUCAAUGCUCUUGCCGAACGAAUCGGAGAGGUCCAGGACAUUUGCCAUAUGAAUCCUCUCAUUCUUUUGGAUGGAAAACAUGCGAGAAUUGAGGCUCUUAGUAAUAAGCUCGUAAGAGUGCUCAAUAAUAAGGGACGGCGAGCUGUAUUACUAAGUUGUCUUCACAGUUUAGUGAAGACAAAUGAUAAGAGUUCAAAUCCUGAAACGUCAGAAGUUCAUGCUCGGUUUUUUGUCAAUGUUAACCUUGAGGAUUCCUCAGAAGAUGUCCAUCAAUUUGAAGACAAAUAUAAAGACUACAUUGACAAUUUUAAGACAACAAAGCUACUGCGCCCUAGCAGAGUAUUCCAUUUCCCAUUGCUUGCAAUGCUCAAGGGAUUGGAGGGAUUUGGUUCAAAGCUAAAUCAAAUCAUCGACGAGAGCUUUGAUGAAAUGGGAGGAUUACAGAAAGAAAUUGCUGUAGUUGUGGCAUUUAUAAAGCAAUAUGCAGCACAAGAAACUCCAGCUUGCUUGUUGUAUCAAGCGUUUAAGAAAUAUGUCCGAAAGAGCGACUAUGAGAAGGGAAUUACCUAUGAAGACAUCAAUCAGCUGAUCACAGAACAGCUUUUGAACCUAAUGGUUCCUGCCAGACCAAGAAGACAUCCUCGUCAAAGGUCCUCUUCUGUUGUUCUCGAAGACUAUUCCUUACAGCAUCCACUCGUGGCCAAAUUAGUUCUUAAACGAUAUUGCGAAACCCAAAAGUGUGAUAUCGUUAUGCUGACACAUCAGUUUCUUGAAUUCCCAAUCUUUCAAGACGAUCGAUUCUUCUCUUUGGUCAAUGACCUUUUCAUCCGAAACCGAAGUUCUCUUUUGGUUCCCAAAUCUAGAUUUUCGAUGCUCUUUGAAGAACUCAAGCAUAUCAAUGCAGAUAUUGCAGCAGAGAUAUUUUGCAACUUGGCCGAGAAGACAGGUGAUGCCACUGUGUUUACACAUGCAGCUCGAUUUCAUGCAAGAAAGAUUCCACCUGACUUUGCAGUUGCGACAGAAUUAAUUGCUAAAGCAUUUCGAUGCAAGAAUGCUACAGCAAAGAGCAGAAUAAUCUACGACGUGAAAGGAGGAAUCAUUUACGCUAAACUGAGAUAUAUGUCAGAGAAGCGCCAAAUCAAAACCUUGGCAAUGCUCGAGCAGCUCGCAGACGAAGCCCUUCGUUCUUUCAAAAGUGCAAGAGAUUGGCCACCUACCUACGCUAAUCCUAUUGUUGGAGAAGUGCAGGUUUGGAUCUCAUGUAUCGAUUGGAUCACAAUAAAUGAAUGCGAAGGGGAUACAGACAGAGCGUUUGACUUCAUCACCUCAAAAUCACCACCAUUCUUCCGCACGUGCAUUGGCGAUUCAUUCUACCUUUUGGAUGUUGUCGAUAGCAUAGUCCAGAAAGAGGCUACCUUGCCUGAGCCUGAACAGACCCAGGAUCGCGCAAACUCGUUAAGGCUGUCUUUAUUGAGCACCUUUAACAAAGGUAAAGUCCCAGGAAGACGAGAAAAAGAUCGCGACAUAAUCAGAGAGUGCAUAGCACUUUGUUCGGAAGACAAGUUUCCGAAGUGUUCCCAGUCGGAGCUAAAGCGUCUUCAAGUGCAUUACAUUUUAGCCAGCGUUGAUCAGAUUGGGGCCUUGAAGAAGACCGACAUCGAAUUUUUACUGAAAUUACUCGAAGACUUGGUAUUCACGGCAAAAAGUGGAAGUAGAGUCUGUAGUAUGGCUAUUCACUUAAUGAAAGUUUCCCUUCAUAUAACCGGUCCAAAGCAGUAUUCCUUGGAAAAAGGGUUACAAAUAGCAGAAAUGUGGAUCAAGGAAAGUAGCUACGACCCUAUGCCAUAUUUUUACAAGAUGAUGAUAUACUUCAUCAAAAUUUUGGAAGGAAAUCAGCUUCAAUUCAAGAGUGACUACAAUAAAGCUCUCGAGAAAUGCAAAGAAAAAUCCCAGACACAUUGCCGAGGGGCAAUUUCUACCCAUUUCCUAAAGAAGACGGGAGAAGGAAUGAAUCGAUUAACAACACGUAACGCACUACUCUCCGACGUGCCGGGGUAUCCUCAGAAUGUCAAAGGUUUCUGGACCACUGAAAGCCGAAAUAAACUGUUUGAAUGCAGCGGGAGGAUUAGGGUACGGCCGGGAAGAAGACGACAGCAGUAUUACAUUGAACUUGUCCAGGGCAAUGUUGAACUGUACUUAGGAAAAAGUGCUGACAUUGGCAAAGUUGAACGUGAUUUCUCCCAAGGAACCAUGGUGUAUUUUGUCGUUAGUUUCACUUUGCAAGGUCCCGUUGCCAACGGAAUUACCUUUGCUCCAAGAAAUACUCAGAACGGUAACCCAAUAAAGUGAAAGACAUUCCUAGAAAAAUCAAACAUUGUACAAGUCACAGUAACUGAGCAAGAUGAACUCAAUUCCAAAUUUUGUAAAUAAUUGUUCAGAAGUACGCCCUAAACCUCUGUAGUGAAGAUUUUUAUAGCACUUUAUUAAGUCCAAGUAGGUGGUUUAGGUGAAGUUUUAUAGCCUGGAAUGAAUUGCAUGUAUCAAUGAUGGAAAACCAUAACAGGUGUCCGUUUUUUUAACAAGUCUUUAUGACUCGACUAAUCAUAGCAUAGAAUAUUUGAAAGAAAGUGUAUUUUUAAAGCAUGUGUUGUCCAAUAAACAAGUAAAAUUGUACGCUUC
Messenger RNA from Exaiptasia diaphana, 5355 nucleotides. RefSeq lists its product as uncharacterized. The transcript is spliced from 3 exons. The coding region runs from base 139 to 5025 and encodes 1628 amino acids. Lineage: Eukaryota; Metazoa; Cnidaria; Anthozoa; Actiniaria; Aiptasiidae. Gene Ontology annotation, cellular component: cytoplasm. The record is from RefSeq and is a predicted model, not a curated record.